Molecule: messenger RNA, 1299 nt
Organism: Paramecium pentaurelia
Lineage: Eukaryota; Ciliophora; Oligohymenophorea; Peniculida; Parameciidae
Source: the annotation of a GenBank genome assembly
AUGUUUAAUUGUAUCAUUUGUACAGAGAAAACUCAGUUUACAACAAAAUGUCAUUGUCAAAUAUGUUUGCUAUGCUUACUUAAUUGGUUUGAGGAGAAAAACAAAGAUAAACGAAUUGAAAUAAUAAAUUGUCCAAAUAAAGAUUGUCUUUAUACUUAUAGUAGGGAUGAAAUCUUAAGUUAUUGUUCUUAUUAACCUUAUGAGAGGAUUUACUAAGAAAUCUUAUUGAAGGAAUAUCUAAAGAAUCAAGAUAUACGACCAUGUCCAAGUGGCAAAUGUAAAUUUUAUGGGUUUAUUGAAUUAUCAAAUAAAUGUAAUGAAGAAUUAGAAUGUUUGGAAUGUGGAUUUAAAUGGAGAGAUUUUAACUAAACUCAUUUUACUUUUAAGAAGAAAUACAUAAUAAAAAAAUUAUAUGAGAUCACCCAACAAUUUUUUUAUUGCUUGACUAGAGCUAAUGAGUGUCCUAAUUGUGGAGUUUUCAUAUAGCGAAUUGGAGGUUGUAAACAUAUGACAUGUAAGUUAUGUAAUCAUUAAUUUUGCUGGUAUUGUAAAACAUAAUGGGAUAAACAUAUAGAAACCUAAUGUUUCCUUUAAUAUAUAAUAUUAUCAGGAUUACUUUUAAAUCUCCUAAUAAAUAUCUUAUAUCAAAUUGGAAUAUUAAAAUAUGUAAUUUAUAUAUUUUAUCCAUUAUUAUGGAUAUUCGAAUUCUUUAUUUUACAUGUCUUAGUUAUUGGAACUUUGGUAGGUAUAUUUCUAUUUUUCAAAUCAAUAUAUGAUCUGAAAAGUAAGAAUAAUUCUAUUAAAGAUAAUCUUUUAGUUUUUGGAGGAUCAAUUUUAUUAUUGAUAAUCGAGGGUUUUAUCUUAUGGUUUACAAAUGUUUUUUUGUAAAUAACAUUUUGGAAGUCAUUUAUAGGGUUUUUAUUAGAAUUAUCAAUUGGCAUUUUCAUCUUAAGUUAUAUAACUAAAAUUGAUUAUAAAUUUGUAUGUCUAGUAAUUAUUGGUUUAUUUUUAUUUUAUACUUUUGGAUUAAAUGGGCUGGUAUUAUUAAUUUGGAAAAUUCCAGUGAUAAUUAGUGUUUAAUAUUUUCAUUCAUAAAUAAAUUUUAGUGCAAUUGCUCUUGGUGUGUUAAUUUUAUUAAACAUUUUUAAUUUGUCAGAAUUAUUUCAAUCUAAAUUAGUAUAUUUUUUAAUGGGAUCAACUUAUCUUCAUUAUAGAUAGGAAUUAAAAGACUUCAAUUUAGCUUUAGUAGGUAUAUUAGCAAUUAAUUAUAUCUAUGAAUUAAUAAUGACAUAUAUUUGA